AUGUCCAACCUCCUGUGCAGGACACCGGUUGGCCAACGGGCACGAACCAGUGUCCUUACAAGGCCUACUCUUGUCCUCCCAUCUCUCCGAUAUUGUGCUACAGGGACCACCUUCGAGAAAGUCCCCAGCAUCUCCUCCUCUGUAGCUAAGACACAAGCUCCAGAGAAACCCUCCUCUGCACCACCUCAUUCUGUCCUGCCCACCAAGACUCUCCUGCGGUCUCUCCUCGUGACCACCAUCUCCUCCCACCAAACCCUCCUCGUUCCUUGUCUAUCCAUUCUAUCUUUCCUUACCAAGCCCCGUGGUGUCUUGCUAGAUGUGGACCGCAAUCCUCUCAUCCAUUGGUUCCUCAAGAAGACAUUCUACGACCACUUCUGUGCGGGGGAAAAGGAGAGCCAAGUCCGGGAUAAGAUCCGCCAAAUCAAAAGUACAGGACUACGUGGAGUUAUUUUGACCUACGCGCGGGAGACAGUGCAGGAUUCAAGCACGAACCAAACCCAAUUCGCUCACAGCCAGGUAUCCCAAAAGGCAACCGACACAGAGUCAUGCGAGUUCAUCGCCGCCUGGCGGGAGGGUUACCUGAAGACCGUGGACAUGCUUGGCGAAGGUGACUUCCUUGCCCCAAAGCUCACUGGGGCCGGACCCAAAGUCACAGAGGCCUUCGCCUCCGGACAACCCGUCCCCACGCAAAUGGUCGAGGCCCUGGAUGAAGUGUGCCAACGGGUAGUCGAGAAGAACGCCCGUCUCCUCAUGGACGCUGAGCAGCACUCCUUCCUCCAAGGGAUCCACAACCUCACAUUGGACAUGAUGCGCAAGCACAACCGAAACGGCAAGGCAGUAGUGUACAACACAUACCAGGCUUAUCUCAAAAGUACGCCGAGCACGAUAGCGUCGCACAUGGAGAUAGCAGACAAGGAAGGAUUUACGUUUGGAUUGAAGCUGGUGCGGGGAGCGUACAUGAGAUCGGACCCGAGACAGCUCAUCCACGAUACGAAGCAAGAUACCGAUAUCGCAUACAACUCCAUCGUGCGGGGCGUCUUGCAGCAGCGUUAUCAGGGUUUCGGAGAAUCCGGACGCAGGUUUCCCACCACGGAUUUGUUUUUGGCUACGCAUAAUAUUGAGAGUGCUGUGGCGGCGCAUGAGCUGCACCAGGCUCGCUUACAGGCGGGGCUUCCCACUGGCCGAGUGGAGUUCGGACAGCUGCUGGGGAUGGCGGAUGGCGUUAGUUUCGGGCUGUUGCAGUUGAAAGAUCAGAACAGUGUGGCUCCUGGUGUGUACAAGUGCUUGACUUGGGGUAGUAUGGGAGAGUGUCUGGGUUAUUUGGUGCGGAGAGCAGCGGAAAAUAAGGAUGCGGUUUCACGCACUAUGGCUGAGCAUCUGGCGCUUAAGGCGGAGGUGAAGAGACGAGUUAGGGCUUUCUUUGGAUAG
Aspergillus costaricaensis CBS 115574 is the source of this 1428-nucleotide messenger RNA. RefSeq names its product proline oxidase Put1. The coding region runs from base 1 to 1428 and encodes 475 amino acids. Gene Ontology annotation, molecular function: FAD binding; proline dehydrogenase activity. The transcript is spliced from 2 exons. Lineage: Eukaryota; Fungi; Ascomycota; Eurotiomycetes; Eurotiales; Aspergillaceae. Gene Ontology annotation, cellular component: mitochondrion. The record is from RefSeq and is a predicted model, not a curated record.